Molecule: messenger RNA, 770 nt
Organism: Nylanderia fulva
Lineage: Eukaryota; Metazoa; Arthropoda; Insecta; Hymenoptera; Formicidae
Cellular component (GO): mitochondrion
Molecular function (GO): 2 iron, 2 sulfur cluster binding
Source: RefSeq, a predicted model, not a curated record
AUACGUGUACUUUCAUUCAUGUAUGAUUACAUGGCAUGCAUUUAAUUCAUGAAGGUCGAUAACGUCAAUGUUUCUGUAUAUCUCUUUAAUGUUGAAAGUUCAGAAAGUUGCCACAGUGUCGCCACAAACUGACAGCUUUCAAUCAGCUGAUUGCUCCGAUCAGCUGACUGUUGCUCUCGCGUUCAGCACGCGUUCGUCGUUCACGUUUGAUCGUGAUUAAUUAAUUAAUUUAACAGAAUGAGCAUACUCAAUCAACUGCCACGUCUCGCUCGCAUUUCGAGCGUUCUCCACCGCGAAAAUGUUUUGCGCUUCUGCACAAAGAUCGAGGAACCGCCAAUACCUGUGAAUCCACUUAAAGAUACGUACGGUGCUAGUUUUCAGGCUAAAAACGGAGUGAUAUACGACAAGAAGCCGUUCAAGAUACGUCUCGAGGCCGGCAAAAAUUACUCGUGGUGUCUUUGUGGUCAGAGCAAGGGCCAGCCACUAUGUGACGGUACGCACAAAAACGUUUACCUUAAAAUCAAGCUUAGACCAAUACGUUUCACUGUCACGGAGACCAAGGAGUACUGGCUGUGCAACUGCAAGCAAACGUCAAACAGACCUUUCUGUGAUGGCACGCACAAGAGGCCUGAUAUACAGGAGAAGAAAAAUAAAAUGUGUGGACAAUUGUAUUUCUCGAUAUGAAAACAUCGUCAAAGUUAGUUACUUUAUAUAUAAUGAUAAGCCUCUUACAAAUACAUACUUAAGAAUGUAUAUAAUAUACAUAUGUA